Messenger RNA from Symbiodinium sp. CCMP2592, 894 nucleotides. The record is from the annotation of a GenBank genome assembly. NCBI's taxonomy places the organism in Eukaryota, Dinophyceae, Suessiales, Symbiodiniaceae.
AUGCCGGAGCAGAACAUCCAGGACCGCCCGACGAGGCAGACGCGAGGUCAGCGGGCUGUUCUGGAUGGCAAGGAUCGGAGGGACGACGAGGAUUUCUUCGCCAAUGCAGGCUUUCGUGAUGCGUCGUCCGACAGUGAUUUCAAUGAUCACGAGGAUUCCGAUGAUACACAAGCUACCGACUUCAGCCAAGCGCAAGAUGAUGCCAGCGCAGAGGACAAGGAGCCCCCAAGAGAGCCUCCGGUGCGCGCCAGGAAGAAGCCAAUGCUUCCUCCGAGCAGACCUCCGGCCCCUUCUGGUUCUGGACCAGUAGGAUCUUCUGAAGGCACCGCGCCAGCGAGGCGCGUCAGGCGACGAAUUCCGCAGCUACUUCUGAGGUCCAACAGGAUUCUUCGCAAGUCCACGAUGGAGAUACGAGCCCACAGAGAGCUCAAGGCUGGCCAAGCACAUCCAAGGAGGCAGAGUCUUCAGGUAAAGCCCGAAGCAAAGCCGCUGACCCAAGAGGAGAGGCUCCAAGAGGCCGUUCGGACCGAGGAGAGGAACCGACAGCAGUUCCAACAGUUGCAAAGCGAGGAGGAUGAGAAAAGGCGCUCAUCGAAGCGAGCUCGAAGGACGAAGUUUGCCGGACCGCGGCUGCGCUUUGUUUCGAGGCUGUCCGACAGCGGGCAAGACAUGGCCAGGGAUGCCAUCGGGGCGCGCCCGGGUGUUGAGAGCUAUGUCGAACUGAUCGAUUGCGAUGUGUCCGACUUCCUCAGGUUGCCCAACACGCAAGAGGCCAAGCAAAGUCUAUGGCUCGACUUGGAGGAAGACGACAGAAGUUUACAAAAAAAGGUCUUCGCGCAUAUACUCGCUUUGUGCCCUCUGCCGCUUGUGCCUGGGCAGUUCUCGCUGGAUUGA